Messenger RNA from Penicillium digitatum Pd1, 1353 nucleotides. The record is from RefSeq and is a predicted model, not a curated record. Lineage: Eukaryota; Fungi; Ascomycota; Eurotiomycetes; Eurotiales; Aspergillaceae.
AUGACAACUUCCCCCCCCCCCUCAACGGGGCUAACCUUCACGCAGUUGACUUCCCUCAUUAUCGGAUCGUGUGUCAUAUGCAUUGACCCGGUUCUUUCACAGGCUAUCGCCAAGGGCCCUUUUGCAGAUCAAUAUGUCCGACGGCAUCUUCGAGAGUUUAUCUCAGCCGAGGCAGGUGGGAAUGAUGGCCUCGGGUUUCCAUUCUUGCUUCUCUCUAUUGCCAUUCUUCGUUAUGCCGAUGCUCCGAGUAGGGAGAUCGUAAAACCCAGUUUUGGAAAACCGACUCGAGAUUGGAUCGGUGAGCCUAGUACAGGUCGAUUUGGUGGAGACGUUGGUCGAGCUCUGGCACACUGGGCUGUCGAGGGAGUGCUAUAUAUGCUGGUCAUGGGUGCUGGGUAUGGUGUAUUAAUUGGGUUCCUGAGCCGGAAAGCCUUGAACGGGGCCUCAACAAGGCUUUGGAUUGACAAGGAGAGCUUCUUCUCAUAUCCUGUUGCGAUGGGUUUGUUUAUCGUCGGUACCUGCGGCUGCUUUGGCUCCGACGAGACUCUCGCCUGCUUUGUUGCCGGCUGUGCAUUGAACUGGGAUGGGUCUUACCACUUCGAAGUCGAAAAGAGACAUGACUCCUUCAAUUCCACGAUCGAAAAUCUCUUGAACAGUGGAACCUUCAUCUUCCUCGGUGCAAUCAUGCCAUGGGACCAACUUCACCUGCCUACUCGGAAUGGCAUCACGAUUGCUCGGCUGGUGGGGCUCGGAUUUCUGAUUUUGAUCUUCCGUCGCAUCCCGGCGAUCCUCAUGGGAUAUCGAUUCAUGCCCAAGGUCUGCGAAAAUUGGAAAGAGGCCUUGUUCAUGGGAUACUUUGCCCCAAUUGCUUUAGGAGUUGGUGCUAUCUCAUAUGUCGAGUAUGCGCGACGAUUGCUACCGAAUCCUGGAGAGAGUGAUCCGGAGAUCAACAACUUGACUGCUGCCAUGAUACCUGUGGUUUAUUGGCUUGUCUUCUUCUCCAUCGUGAUCCACGGGCUGUCUAUACCGGUCCUGAACUGCUUCUACAAGUGGCUCCAAGUCCCUACUGUUCGAGAUCACCCGGUAGAGAUCAUUCUUCUGUCAGAAAAUGAGCCUGUGCCUAAUAACAGCGUGGUGAAUCGCCGUGACCACUCGGUCAUCCUCAAUAACCGGUUUUCCUGUGCUUCGAACCAGCGCCCCUAUUCUGAUCCCGAGGAUCAGGACUGUCGGGGAACAGACAUGAUGAUGCCACGCAGUGGGGAAACUAGCUCCAGAGGCUCACUGGACCGGGCAUCAACGAAAGGUUCGUCGCGCGAACUGGAGCAGACUGUAUCUACUAGCAAUGUAGUCUGA